AUGGCGGGAGACACCGAAGGGCAGCAGGAGCACAUCGCCUCUGAUGUCACGCAGGUCGUCAGCCCCUCCCCCCUCAAGUUCUCUUCCUUCUCUCUCACUCUCGUCUUCGUGCUUGCCUUUUGGUUUUGGGGGCGCCAUGAGAGAUUAACUGUUCGUGUGCGACGAUUCCUUCAGCUCAUUGGCUGGACACCUCUGAUCGAGCUCAAGCGAAUCGCCGGCAAGGAAGGGGUAGAUGCCCGGAUCGUCGGCAAGGUCGAGGCCUACCAGCCUCUGCUCCGUCAAGGAUCGAAGCGCUUUGAGUGGCAGUGUAAAUUCAGUGGAAUUGUAUGGGUGAACUAUUCACCAUUGAUUGUGGCAUAUGCAGAUCCAGCCCUUGGUUUCCCAGGCAUAGAUGCGAAAGUUGAGGAGCUCAAGAAAGAAUUGCCCAAUGUACAUGUUCUUGAUCAAUUCAAGAACAAAGCAAAUCCUGAAGCACAUAUUAGAUGGACUGGACCUGAGAUUUGGAAGGACACUGCUGGCAAGGUGGACAUAUUUGUAGCAGGUUCAGGGUCAGGAGGAACGGUAUCUGGUGUUGGGAAGUAUCUGAAGACGCAGAACCCCAGUAUCAAGAUCAUCUGUGUUGAGCCUGCAGAGAGUCCAGUUGUUUCAGGUGGCGAACCAGGCAAACACAAAAUCCAGGGAAUAGGACCAGGAUUUCUACCUGAAGUACUGGACACCUCAGUUAUUGAUGAGGUUGUCACAGUGACCACUGAGGAGGCAAUGGUGAACGCUAGGAGGCUGGCCAGGGAAGAGGGCCUUCUUGUGGGCAUAUCUUCUGGAGCAAACUUGGCAGCUUGCUUGAAGGUCGCAUCGAGAGAAGAAAACAAGGGGAAGAUGAUUGUCACCAUGUUUCCAAGUGGGGGCGAGAGAUACAUGAACUCUGACCUGUUUGCCGCUGCUAGAGAGGAGUGUAUUGCCAUGACAUUUUAUUUUUUUCAGAAGAGGGCUAUGGGCUAUUUUCCAUGUAACGGUCGGCAUGUGUUGCAUGUAGCUGAUAUUCGGUCAUACCACAAUGAAUUGCGUGAUUUUGCUACGGAAUUUAUACUCAACGAAUAUGUAUGA
This is a messenger RNA of Miscanthus lutarioriparius, 1101 nucleotides long. The record is from the annotation of a GenBank genome assembly. NCBI's taxonomy places the organism in Eukaryota, Viridiplantae, Streptophyta, Magnoliopsida, Poales, Poaceae.